Messenger RNA from Vanderwaltozyma polyspora DSM 70294, 759 nucleotides. RefSeq lists its product as uncharacterized. Bases 1 to 759 code for a protein of 252 amino acids. NCBI's taxonomy places the organism in Eukaryota, Fungi, Ascomycota, Saccharomycetes, Saccharomycetales, Saccharomycetaceae. The transcript is spliced from 2 exons. The record is from RefSeq and is a predicted model, not a curated record.
AUGAGUGAACUUAAAGUUGUUUCGAGAAAGGAUGUCUUCCAAGAUGAUGAUGCUGGAGAGAUGAGUAUAGAUAAUGAGACAGUGGAGGAAACAGCAUACCAAUUGCCAGCAUCUGAAUUAUUUGAAAUGGUUGAAGUAGAACCUUCUACAACAGAUCUAAAAGAAGAAGAGGAGGAAAACGAUGAAUUUGAGUUUCCAUUAUUCUCAUUUGGAACUACCCAAGAUACCACAACUGAGGACAAAAGUGAGACCACAGAUGGAGUAGAAGUUGAAAAUGGUGAAGAGGAAAGAGGACGUAGCAAGAAUAAAUUGAUGAAGAUUUCAUUGAGAGAACCUUCGCCUGAAAUCAUUAAUCAAGAAAGACCGAAAGAAUAUUAUUUUCAUAUAUAUGAUGAGGAAGAACAAGAAAAAUAUAAAUCUAGUGCCAUUGACUAUGAUAGCAUAUUUGUUGAUAAAGAUUUUAUAGUGCAAAAACCAGGAAAUAAAAAUAGAGUUAUAGAUAUUACUAAGAAAAAUGAUCAAGUAGAGAAAGAGUUACUUCGAGAAAAAAUGCUUAAAAAGAGAAGACCUAGUAAGAAACAGAGGGUAGCAAAGAAGUUGGCAUUGGAAAGAAUUAAAGCCCGUGAAGAGCUAGCAAAACAGUUGAAGAAAGAGGCUAAGAAGAAACUAGGGAGACGUGGUGGGAAAAAGAACAAGAAGAAAGAAAAAAUGAAUCCAUUGGCUAAUGCUGGCGCCACACCAAGAUUCAGAACAGAAUGA